AUUUCAUCUAACAUCUAUUCUGGUUGAAUACUUUACAACAUGAGUUAUCUCAGUAAACGUUCAGCAGCAGCAGCAUCUGCUGCUACCAUUUCAGCCAAAAGAUUGGCCCAGAACAUUUCUCCAGCUAGGAAUUUCACCCAGUCUGCCUCUUUGGCAGAGAAGAAGUUGAACAAGUAUUCAGCUAUUAUCACCCAGUCCCCAUCUCAAGGUGCCUCGCAAGCCAUGCUUUACGCCACUGGCUUCAAGGAGGAGGACAUGGACAAGGCCCAGAUCGGUGUUGGUUCCGUGUGGUGGUCUGGUAACCCAUGCAACAUGCACUUGAUGGACUUGAACGACCAAUGUACCGAGUCCGUCAACCGUGCUGGUUUGAAGGCCAUGCAGUUCAACUCGAUUGGUGUCUCGGACGGUAUCACCAACGGUACGGACGGUAUGAGAUACUCGUUGCAAUCCAGAGAAAUCAUUGCUGACUCGUUCGAGACCAUGGUUUUGGCCCAGCAAUACGACGGUAACAUUGCCAUCCCAUCCUGUGACAAGAACAUGCCUGGUGUCUUGAUGGCCAUGGGAAGACACAACAGACCAUCCAUCAUGGUCUAUGGUGGUACCAUCUUGCCUGGGUCUCCUACCUGUGGAGGUGGUAACCCAGCCGUGCCUGAAAAGAUCGAUAUCAUCUCUGCCUUCCAAUCCUACGGCCAGUACUUGUCCAAGUCCAUUUCUGAGGACGAAAGAAAGGAUAUUGUCAAGCAUGCUUGCCCUGGUCCAGGUGCUUGUGGUGGUAUGUACACUGCUAACACCAUGGCCUCUGCUGCUGAAGUGCUUGGUAUGAGUUUGCCAUACUCAUCGUCUGCUCCUGCUGUUUCCAAGGAGAAGGCUGAAGAGUGUGCCAACGUUGGUGAGGCCCUCAAGAACUUGUUGAUUAUGGACUUGAAGCCAAGAGACAUCAUGACCAAGACUGCUUUUGAGAAUGCCAUCACUUACAUCAUUGCUACUGGUGGUUCCACCAAUGCAGUUUUGCAUCUUAUUGCUAUUGCUUCUUCUGUUGGUAUUGACUUGAGUGUCGAUGACUUCCAAAGAAUUUCUGACUCCACUCCAUUGUUGGCUGACUUCAGACCAUCUGGUAAGUACGUUAUGGCCGAUUUGCAAGAAUUCGGUGGUACCCCAGCCGUUAUGAAGUAUUUGUUGGCCGAGGGAUUGAUCAACGGUGAUCAAUUGACCGUUACUGGUAAGACUAUCAAGGAGAACUUGUCCAAAUUGAAGGCUUUGCCAGAAAAGCAAGACAUUGUCAUGACUGUCGACAAGCCUUUGAAGCCAAGUGGUCACUUGCAAAUCUUGAAGGGUACUUUGGCCCCAGGCUCUGCUGUUGGAAAGAUCACUGGUAAGGAAGGUACCUACUUCAAGGGUGCUGCCAGAGUUUUCGAUGACGAAGGUGCCUUCAUUGUCGCUUUAGAAAACGGUGAAAUCAAGAAGGGUGAAAAGACUGUUUGUGUGAUCAGAUACGAAGGUCCAAAGGGUGGUCCAGGUAUGCCAGAAAUGUUGAAGCCAUCGUCUGCUUUGAUGGGCUACGGUCUUGGUAAGGAUGUUGCGCUUUUGACCGAUGGUAGAUUCUCGGGUGGAUCUCACGGUUUCUUGAUUGGUCACAUUGUUCCUGAAGCUGCCGUUGGUGGACCAAUUGCCUUGGUUGAAGACGGCGAUGUUAUUGUUAUUGAUGCUGAAAAUAACAAGAUCGACUUGUUGGUCGACGAGGAGGUUUUGGCUGACAGAAAAACCAGAUGGAAAGCACCAGCUCCAAAGUACACUAGAGGUACUUUGUCCAAGUAUGGUAAGUUGGUUAGUGACGCUUCCUUGGGUUGUGUCACUGACUUGCCAUAAUGGAUGAACAUAUGAAAAGGAAAUUGAAUUCCUAAUACUAUUAAUUUUGUCGAUCGAAAGACACCAUUAUUCAAUUCUAUUACCUUAUCAUUUUUAUAAUAGCAUACUGUAUAUAUACUACAUAUCCUAAAGAAAGGAUCCCAGUCAUAC
Suhomyces tanzawaensis NRRL Y-17324 is the source of this 2016-nucleotide messenger RNA. RefSeq names its product dihydroxy-acid dehydratase (gene ILV3). Gene Ontology annotation, cellular component: mitochondrion. The record is from RefSeq and is a predicted model, not a curated record. The transcript has a single exon. Gene Ontology annotation, biological process: branched-chain amino acid biosynthetic process. Lineage: Eukaryota; Fungi; Ascomycota; Pichiomycetes; Serinales; Debaryomycetaceae. Gene Ontology annotation, molecular function: dihydroxy-acid dehydratase activity. Bases 40 to 1866 code for a protein of 608 amino acids.